Molecule: messenger RNA, 7236 nt
Organism: Mytilus trossulus (common blue mussel)
Lineage: Eukaryota; Metazoa; Mollusca; Bivalvia; Mytilida; Mytilidae
Product: voltage-dependent calcium channel subunit alpha-2/delta-3-like
Exons: 36
Coding region: 851-4510 (1219 amino acids)
Cellular component (GO): voltage-gated calcium channel complex
Molecular function (GO): voltage-gated calcium channel activity
Source: RefSeq, a predicted model, not a curated record
AUCAUAAAUGGUAUUCUCUUCUGAUCCAUUACAGACAGACCAAUAGUGCUGAUAAAGACAGCUCUAUUUACUUUCACUUUCAACGCUUGACAGAAGUCAAGAGUUGAAUCAGAGAGAGCAUGUUUUAGAGGGAUAUGGUUUAGCGUUAUAUCUACAUGUCAUUUUAAAGUUGAAUAUUAUAUAUAUAUAUCAAGCACAUGGUAGCGCUGAAUUAGUUGACGAAGGAAGAUUCUCGGUGAAACAGUAAAUAGGAGGAUCAAUAAUCAUAUGUCCGUUGAAUUGCUUGUUUAUACAUUUCACAUUGUCAGAUCAUGUAAACUAGCAAUUUAGUCAUCUGUACUUUAACUAGUGAAUCGUAUUGGAUAUCGAUUCUAAGAAAAUUGUUACUCCUACUUAAACUUUAAAUUAUCAACAGGAAUAAUCAAUUUUUUUUAAAUAUUAAAAAAAAAGUGGUUUUGUGAUCGAAAUUUUUACAAGAAACACUCUUUAGCGUAAAGAGAUUAAUUUGGGAAUAUGUUUGAAAAGUUAGAAUUAUUCAUUUGAUGAUUGUGUUAUAACUUGUAUUGGCUGAUUGGAUUGAAAUCUUCGUUACAUCAAUUUCGCUUUAUUUUGUUGGAGAUUUUCACAAUUUGCAGAGUGUUAUUCUAGGAAAGAGAUGUGAUGUUUCUAGGGUCUUCCGUUUAUCUGUAGAUUAGAAAUUUUAUGCCGUAAAAUUUGAUUUGAAAAUAUUUACAGAUAAGUGUUAUAUUAUCUACUAGAGUGGAAAUGAGACCUAACUGAAGCUAUCAUUACAAGGCUUUUUUUAAUAGCAAGAGAUAUUUAAGCAAUUUAGAAAGAAAACCGGUUUAAAAUGGGAUGCCAUUUUCAUUUGUUAUUUAUUGUUCUAGUUUUCAUAUUGGAGAAUGUAUGCACACAGCCAGGAAUUAAUGGAGUUAACCCUGGAAUGAAUGGACCAUUUUAUAUACCACAAUAUAAAGAUGUCAAGAUUGACCCAGAUCAAAUGAAAGCUGUUGCUGAAGAAUUUGGAGAUAAGAUGAAUAAGAUGGUUUAUGACUUUACCUCUUAUAAAUUCUUAGAACAGAAAUAUGAUAAAUAUUUUCAACAUUUCAUCAAGCUAGAUGGUAGAUCCUUAGUAAAUGAGGUAGCCAAUGAUAUUGGUAGAAUGUUAAAGAAAAAGAUUAAAGCAGUUGAGGAAUUGGUUGAAGUUGCUGAAAAAGAAAACAUUAAAAGUCAUUAUGAAGAAACAAUUGAUCUUGACUACCUCAAUAACAAGAAACUUCUCAGUGAUGAUGACCUGCAGGCAAUGAAUGAAACAGUAGAGAAUGCAAUGAAAACUUACAAAUAUAUUCAUUUAGUCCAAGACAAAAAGUAUAAUGAUGAAAUGAUCAAUUAUAAUCUGAGUACUAUACAUGUACCAACUAAUGUAUUUGAUAAAGCUCCAGAGAUUCAGAAUGGAGUAAACUGGACACAUACAUUAGAUGGACAAUUCCAGAAAAAUCACAAUACUGACCAAUCAUCUAAAUGGCAAUACUUCUGUAGUUCAGAUGGUUUCUUCAGAAUUUAUCCAGGAAUAAAAUGGCCUAAGAAUAAUACAGAUGGGAGAAUUGAUACCUUUGAUUGUAGAAUGAGAAGUUGGUAUAUAAAAGCAGCAACUACACCAAAGAAUAUUAUAGUAUUGAUAGAUUCUAGUGGUAGUAUGAAAGGCCUGCGUAUGAAGAUUACACACUUUACAGUUGAUAAAAUAUUACAGACCCUAAGUGAUGAAGAUCAUUUUCAAAUUAUAGAAUUUUCAAAAGAGCCAUCAUAUGUUGACAAAGGCUGUUCUAACGGAACACUAAUUCAUGCCAGUGAGCAAAACAAAAGAAGAAUGUUGGAGAAAGUCAAAGAUAUCAAACCUAGUCAGAAAGCUAACUUUACUAGAGCUUUAAUAGAAGCAUUUGAAUUGUUUGAAGAGGUGGAGUCAAAUUUAUCAAAUAAUUCUGAGCAGUCAAAGCAAACAAAACAGACAGACAAUCCUAAACUUUGUAACAAAGCUUUAAUGUUAAUCACUGAUGGAGCACCGGAAAGUUAUGAAAAAGUUUUCCAGGAAUACAAUUGGCCAAGUAAUAAAUCGGUCAGAGUGUUUACAUUUCUCAUUGGAAGAGAAGUAUCAGAGAGUCGCAAUGCAAAAUGGAUGGCAGAUGCUAAUAGAGGAUAUUAUACACAUAUAUCUACCUUAGCAGAUGUUCAAGAAAAUGUUCAGGAAUAUAUAAAAGUGAUGAGCCGACCUUUAGCUUUUAGUAGAACAAAGAAUCAUAUAUGGACAUCCCUGUAUGCAGACUAUAUAACAGAAGUCUCAGAUAACAAAGACAGGGGAUUGCAGUAUAUUGUAUCAUUUGCUGCACCAGUUUAUGACUUGAAAGGCUAUUAUAAUGAGAGUAAACUAUUAGGAGUUGCAGGAACAGAUGUAACAGUUCAACAAAUUCAGGAUUUAAUACCAUAUAAUAGGUUAGGUCCAAAUGCUUAUGCCUUUGUAGUAACUCAUCAGGGUUAUGUCCUAUUCCAUCCAAAUUUCCAACCAACCUUUUUAAAGCAAGAUCCAGAAGAUGGCUUUAAUCCAAAUCCAGCUAAAAUACAAGAAUUACAUCCUAAUUUUCAAAAUGUAGAUAUCACUGAUGUAGAAUAUUCUCAGGAUGAUGAACUCUUACAGCAGAUGAGAACAAAGUUAUUAUUAGGGAAGAAAAGAGAACCAAUUACACUAACAUUAAAAGUGCCUUAUGAUGAAGAUAGCAACUGUCCAGAAUUUGGAACGAAGAGAAUUGCAGUGAGAAACUACACCUUUUAUUAUUCUAAAAUAGCAGAGACAGAAUUUAGCCUAGGUAUUGCUUUAGCUCAAAAGAGAGUACCUAGUAUAUCAUACAGAACAGAUAUGAACAAAAGCAGAAAAAAAGAUGGUCAUACAGAACUAGCAACAUGGCGUUAUUGUAAACAUGAAUGGACAGACUUCAAUGAAUUACAAGAUUUCUUGGUAAACAAAUUUUCUGACAGUAGGAAUGAUAAAAAGUCUGGUAAUGGUAAAAAGUCUAAAGGAGAGGCUAAAGGGUGUUCUGAAUACAGUGAUAGUUAUUUACAAUGGGACUGGAGUAUAACAAGUGAUAUAUUAGAUGAAUGGACCAAGAGAGCAAGGGAACAAGUUUCUGCAAGUUAUGAUACUAGAGUGAAGCCAAAAGAAGUGUAUAAAAGUUUUGGAGUAGAACAAGUGUUUUUAUGGACAUCAGCUGGUUUGACAAAAUAUGUAACAGCCUCAGCAAACUUAACAGAGCCGAAUUUUAUAAAAGAGAACAGGGAUACUGUAAAGAAUAAAUAUUAUAGACAAACAGUAGAAGGAUUGGAAUACGGGUAUAAUUAUACAUACUCUGUACCUUAUCAUGCAGAACUGUAUACUCAUCCAAAACAUUUGGUUAUAACAAUAACAGCACCAAUAUAUAAACAGAAAUUUACAAUGCUGGUAGUAGGAUUACAAAUGAAAUACUUAUCAUUUACACAACGUAUGGAGGAAGUCAUAGAAAACAUGUCUGUUCCUCAAACAAAUCCUGAUAACUCGUUAUCUUGUAAGGACAAAGAUCAAAUAACCUGUUAUAUUUUAGACAGUAAUGGAUAUAUUAUCUAUUCAAAUAUGGACAAUGAAAAUAUGACAUCAGCUGGUAAACUUUUAGAGGACCAGUCAUUAAUGCAAGAAUUAAUUGACAACGGCUUUUAUAAACAAGAAAAAUAUUUGAAUCAACAAGUCAUGUGUAAGAAGGAGCUCAGAGAGGAUGGUGAAAACUCUGCUGCCUUUUUACUAAAUCCAUUCAAACAGUUUGCAAAUUUAAUUUUUUGGAUGUUUACAGAAACAGUCAUAUUUUUAUAUGAGUGGAGUUGGUUUACAGAAGAUUACAGUACUCAUGCUCAAGCUCCUAAAAAACACACAUGUUUCUUGUUCAAAGAUUUACAAGAAACUUCUAAGUUUAAUUCUUUACCAAGAUCAUACCAGCAUCAUUUACUACAGACAGUUCCAAUAUGUCCCAUGAUGGACAUACCAUGUGCUAGGUAUCAAACUAGAAACAGGAUGAACUUUAAUAAACUAAAGAGAUACAAACACAAUCCAUUUGUGUCAUCAACAUCAGAUUGCAAGUACUGUGCUGACCCAGCUUCCUGUAUGCCACAGUGUAAUAGGAGUUACACUGUACAGUGGAUAGACGAUACCAAUCUCAUGUUUGUGGCUUCAGCUUCACCUGUAAGAUGUAUUAAAUGUUUAUCUGAAAAGUUGGGUCCACCUUCAGAUAUGAACACAGAAAAAAUAUAUACUGAAGAAGAAACAUGUGAUACUUUAUUGAAUAAAUCAGUAUUAAUUAAAACUAGAGAUGAAUGUAUAGAUAGUCACGAAUCUGAACCAGAGUUAGAAAGUGGACAAGCUAGAAAUUCUUUUUCAUAUGUUAUUUUAGCUUUGACUUUUGUGUUAUGUUUGACAGCCAAUCAAAAGUCAGUAUGAUAUUAACUGCUGCCUUAAAAACCAUUUGUGAUGAACUUAUUUUGAAAGUGCCUGUUUAAUUAAGACUUAAUAUGGUUUUGUUUGUAAUUUGCUCAAUUAAGAUAUCAAACUGUACAGAGUAUAUAGAGGAAAUGAUUCUUAGUCAAGUAGAGGUGUGUAGUCAGUUUAUAUGCAUUAGGUCUUUUUUACCAGUAAAUCAAGUGCAUAGAAUUUAAUUAAUUACUAUUGCAUUCUAGUCAUUUUUUAUCAAAGGUUGUUUUUUUUUCUUCAUUUUAUUGUUCAUUUUUCAUGCAUUUUUUUCAUGCAUUUUUUUUGUGCUGUUUAUCUAAAACAACACUUUGAAGAAGAUGUCCUACUUUGUGAGCUAGCAUGUUUAAAUUUAGACUGGAGUGUGCCAAUAUAUAUCACUAAGCAGGGUAUUUUCUUAUGUCAUUAACAUUUUAUUGUCCAAAAGUAUAUUGUCCAGAAGUAUGUGAUAUUUGUCGUUACAUCUGAAACACUCAUCUAUUAAAUCUAUCAAUCUUUAACUUUGGUGAAAUUGUAUGACCAAGUUCAUUUUAUUGUUGGUUGUACUUAAUAUGAUGAAAUAUUAACCAUUGCAUGGAUGAAAUCUUGGACAAUAGGUCAGCAACCAGACAUAACUAGUGGCUAUCACUUAACCUUAAUCUUAUUAUCAUAGUCCAGUGGUCAAGUAAAGUUAUUUUUAUUAUAUUUUCUGCUCCAUCUGUUAGGCAUGACAAGUCAACAAUAUUUUGUAUGAUGAUUUACUGUUACAAGCAUAUGUUCACCUGACACUUGAAAAUAGAACUUUGACCUUGACCUGAGCUAGAGCAUAAACAUACCUUAAAAAUAAUGUGAUAUUGCAGUAGCAGAAACAAUUCAGUACAUGUAUGCCAAAUUUCGUAUUUAAAAAAAUACCAGUAUUGAGGGGCAUUCAUGAUCAAUUGCAUUCAGUUUGUUUUUUGUUUAUUAUUGGUUAUACUUAAAGUAUUAGUCAUUCAUAAGUGUUCUUCACAUUGUUUCAGUUACAUAUUGUAUUUUAAAUUUUGGAUGUCAGAGGUAAUUCUUGAUUGUUUUACCUCGUAUUGAUUUUGUUUUUUUCAAAUUUUACGGGAAUUAUUAUUUUACAAUCAAGAGAGAUCAUCUUUUUGAGCUAAUCAGUUGUAUUGUUUCUAGUCUGAAGCCAGUAGUUUUGUUUUACUUUUUACUGGUAGGCUAAAUAAAAAAACUAUGCUUUUUAUAACAGGCAAAAUAUUUGUGUACUGUUUUUAUUACCUGAUGCUUAUGGUUUUAUUAAAUAAACUGUAACAUUUAAAUUCUUUGUAUUGCACUUUUAUCAACUUAUAUACAUUUGACAGUUUUGAAGAUUAAUUAAUUUCUCCACUUGAUACAUUAUUGAGAGAGCCAUUGUUAAAUCUGUUAAAUCAGGAUUGGUAUUCAUUUGAAUAGUUCAUCAUAUAUAGGAGAUAUGUGUUUUGCAAAUGGACAAUCUGAAUAGAAUGCUUUAUUUUAAAUAUUUAUGUUUGUUAUGACUGUCAUUCAAGAACCCAAUAAAAAACAUUUUGAGAUGGUACAAAGUAAUUUCAGUAAAGCUAUUUUUACACUACCCUACAUUUAAAUCAUACCAGCCCUUGAAUUGCCAUGAAAUUCGCACACAAAAAAAGUGAAUAUCCUGAAAUAUGCCUGAAUUCCAAUCCUUCAGAAGCAUGCUUUAAAAUUGAAGCAUCUAUUUUAAAACUUUGCAUAAUACAGGAUUGACUUUAUAACAUCCAGGGUUCUCCCAAGAAUUUUCAAAUAGCACCAUGUAAAUUAACAUAGUACUAGUUUUCCCAAAAAAUAUAGCAGCAUGAUGCCUAUCCAUUCUAUUGUAAAAUUCUUCAAGAUACCACCAUGGUAGAAAAUGCAGAUUCAGGGUAUCAUGGUGCUUUAAAGCUCUGGAAAGGACACUUGACAUCAAUGAAAAUCUAAAGGUCUAGAUAAUCUGUCACAAAAAGAGUUUUUACUUUAUACCAAAUUCAAAUUGUGUAUAUAAUUUUAAUGUUAGGUGACUAAAAGAAUAUUUUAUAUGUAUCAUUCCAUUUACUCAUAGUUCACACCAAGCUCAUAAAAUUAAAAUAAGUAAAUAUAUUGAAGUCAAACUUACAGAGAUGUUACUUCAGGGACUCAAACCCACCUUUCUUUAAUGUUGUCUUGAUUUUGUAAGCAUUUACCAAAAUAUUUCCUUAUAAGAUAAUGGUAUUUUUGCCAUGUUCUGAAGUCUUAUUACUAUAUUGAUGAUUAACAAAAAAAUAUGGUGUACAUGUACCAGGAAGCUCAUUGGAUUUCGUUUUACAUGAGAUCCUCCAUAUUGAUGUUUUGAAAGCCAUGAAACAAACCUGACUGUUAUAAGACAUUAUCAAGGAAUUUAUACAAUUUGUUGUGUGUUAACAAUAGAUAUUUUAGUUGGAUCAAAUGACAAUAAGCCUAUAGAUUGAUCAGAGUAAUAUAUAAGUCAGAUUUAAUAGGAAUUCCUCUGACUUUACACAAUCUUUGGUAUUCAAAUUUCAUUAUAUAGAUAUAGAGGGAGAUACCAUGAAUAUUGUUUGAUUUUUGUCAAUUAGAUAUCAGAAUUAGUUGGUACAUUUAUAUGUAUAUAGUUGUUUGAUUUUUAUCUGUUACUCAAAUAUACAAUCAAAUAUUAUUACCAGUAAAACUAAUUUUCUGCAUGAAUUGUUUUUGUACCUUGU